GGUUCCUAGGGAUGCGCAUCCGGGUCAAGCUAACGCCGCGGUUUCCUCCACCCGCUUGGUUCUUCUGUGGGUCUGGACUGGUCCCCAUGUCGGACUGCGGGGUCCCUGCAGCCUUCGGUUGCCCUGUCCAUAGAAUGAGGGUGAUGCUUCCUGUGUCUUAGGAGAGUUGUGGAGAUAAAAUUAGAUCAGAGCAGGGAGUAAAGCUGUGUCAGAGUUGGACAUUUCUGAAUCUGUCUCCCUUAACACAUGUUUUCCCAUCUGGAGUGCAGCGCUGAAAGUGUGUUGCACCAAGAUAGAGCAAUAGAAGUGGUGGUAUCUUGACUGUGAAGACUGCUGAGAGACACUUGGGAUCCAGUCACAUAAGUGUAAUAAAGAAAUAUUAGUCCUCAUGGAGGAAGAGCAAGAUUUACCAGAACAACCAGUUAAAAAAGCCAAGAUGCAGGAAUCGGGAGAGCAAACUUUAAGUCAAGUAAGCAACCCCGAAGUCAAUGAUCAGAAACCUGAAACUUCAAGCCUUGCUUCAAACCUUACCAUGUCAGAGGAAAUUAUGACGUGCACCGAUUACAUCCCUCGCUCAUCCAAUGACUAUACCUCACAAAUGUAUUCUGCAAAACCUUAUGCACAUAUCCUCUCAGUUCCUGCUUCGGAAACUGCUUAUCCUGGGCAGACUCAGUACCAGACACUACAGCAGUCUCAACCGUAUGCUGUCUACCCUCAGGCAACCCAAACGUAUGGACUACCUCCUUUUGGUGCAUUGUGGCCAGGUAUGAAACCUGAAAGUGGUUUAAUUCAGACUCCAUCUCCAAGUCAACACAGUGUUCUUACCUGCACUACAGGGUUAACCACAAGCCAGCCAAGCCCAGCACAUUAUUCUUACCCCAUUCAAGCUUCAAGCACAAAUGCCAGCCUGAUAUCCACUUCAUCUACAAUUGCCAAUAUUCCAGCAGCAGCAGUUUCCAGCAUUUCAAACCAGGACUAUCCCACCUAUACUAUCCUUGGUCAGAGUCAGUACCAGGCCUGCUACCCCAGCUCCAGCUUUGGAGUCACAGGCCAGACUAACAGUGAUGCUGAGAAUACCACGUUAGCAGCGACCACAUACCAGACAGAGAAGCCUAGUGUCAUGGUACCUGCGCCUGCAGCACAGAGACUUGCCUCUGGAGACCCUUCUACAAGCCCAUCUUUGCCCCAGACUACACCAAGUAAAGAUGCUGAUGACCAGUCCAGGAAGAACAUGACUGGAAAGAACCGGGGCAAGAGGAAAGCUGAUGCCAGCUCUUCCCAGGAUAGUGAAUUGGAACGGGUAUUUCUGUGGGACUUGGAUGAAACCAUCAUCAUCUUCCAUUCCCUUCUUACUGGAUCCUAUGCCCAGAAGUAUGGAAAGGACCCAACAGUAGUGAUUGGCUCAGGUUUAACUAUGGAAGAAAUGAUUUUUGAAGUGGCUGAUACACACCUAUUUUUCAAUGACUUAGAGGAGUGUGACCAGGUGCAUGUGGAAGAUGUGGCUUCUGAUGACAAUGGCCAAGACUUAAGCAACUACAGUUUCUCAACAGAUGGUUUCAGUGGCUCAGGUGGCAGUGGCAGCCAUGGUUCCUCUGUGGGUGUACAGGGAGGUGUGGAUUGGAUGAGAAAACUGGCUUUCCGCUACCGAAAAGUGAGAGAAAUCUAUGACAAGCAUAAAAGCAACGUGGGUGGCCUUCUCAGUCCCCAGAGGAAGGAAGCACUGCAGAGACUAAGAGCAGAGAUUGAAGUUUUAACAGAUUCCUGGUUAGGAACUGCAUUAAAGUCCUUACUUCUCAUCCAGUCCAGAAAGAAUUGUGUGAAUGUUCUGAUCACUACAACACAGCUGGUUCCAGCUCUGGCCAAGGUUCUCCUCUAUGGGCUUGGAGAAAUAUUUCCUAUUGAAAACAUCUAUAGUGCUACCAAAAUUGGGAAAGAGAGCUGCUUUGAGAGAAUUGUGUCAAGGUUUGGAAAGAAAGUCACAUAUGUAGUGAUUGGAGAUGGACGAGAUGAAGAAAUUGCAGCCAAGCAGCACAACAUGCCUUUCUGGAGGAUCACAAACCACGGAGACCUAGUGUCCCUCCACCAGGCUUUGGAGCUUGAUUUUCUCUAAGAACUGGAAUGAAGAGCCUUCCCCAUGAGCUCUGUUUCACUCCUGAAGCGAGCUGGAGACUGGAACCAGCUCGGAACUCUGUCUUUCUCCAUGGAAUGCUGGCGAGAACACAAUCAGAACCAGUAGCUGCAGGGGGCGAAGCUUAGUUUGGCUAAGAGUGAGCCUGCAGCCCCACGUUCACCCUUGUGCAGGAGCGGGAGACAAUUGGAUUGGGAGAACAAGAGACUUGCUGCAGCUACAGUGCUUUUAAUUCUUCUGGGGUUUUUUCCUUUUGUUUUGUUUUUUAUGUUGUUUCAAAAAAUGAAGAAAAAAAGGAAAUUUGGGGGGCAGAGUUGCACUCUUUGUCCGUGACCUGAGUGAGAACUGCUGUUAACUUGUGGUGAUAGGGAAAAUGUGCAGACUUUUGUAAUAACAUCUCUUGCAGUCUUUGUAAUCUCCUUAGCUGUAGGACAUAUCCCCAGUGAAUGUAUAUGUAAUUUUUAUAGGAAAGGGUCUGGUCUCUGAAGCAGGUUCUCCUUCCUUUUUCUAGCAAGAAAGGGGUGUGUCAAGUUUCCUUGGAAAAUAGUAAUUGAACUCUCUAAAAUACCUCUCUGUGACAGUAGCACCUCUUCAGCGGCUCCAGUGGUUUGCUGUCUGGGAUGGUUUCCCUCCCGUUCUUCCAUCUCCGUGUGUGCUGAACUGUGGGGCACUAGACAGUGAUUAACGUGAGACUUUGUUAUUUCCCAUCCUAGAAGCCUUAGUCCCCUUUCUAAUCCCUCUUCCCCUUUAACCAAAUGACACAAUCCUGGAAACUCCUCUUAGACAGUAAAUGCUAAGCCCUCAGCUUGACUUGGUUAUUUGAAGACAAGGCCCCGGGGGCUUACCUCCAAACUGGAAAGAAGGGACUAAGGCUUCGUGUGAAUUCCCACUUAGGUUCUUGAAACAGGAAUAUUCCACCUUCGCCCUGCCCAGAAGCACUCUCCCCGCAACAAAUGUUCACCCUACAGCCUCCUCUUCCUUCCUGGCCAUCAGCAGGGGCUCUUGUCCCUCUCCCGCUCUGAGCACCUCACAGCUGGCUCCAUUCAGCUCUGGCCAGUUACUAGGCUUUGGGCCCAAGAUGUCAAAGUGAGUCAAAGAACAGGCUUGUAACUACACUGUGGGCAAAACUACCAAUGUAGUUGACUUCCUUUGAAGCCCUUACGCCCUGUGAAGGGUACUCUGGGUAUGUAUUUACCCAGAUCUCUCUCUGAAAUUGAACAGGAGGUUGCUGUGAUCAAACCCCAUUUUUCUCAUGGUACACCCUUCCCACUUCUCAAAUCUCAUUUUGAAAUGGGAAACUAGAAGCCAGGAAGACGUUUCUGUUUUAAAGGAAGUUGCUGGACCUCUUACUCCAUGCCUAGAAACUUCAUCCUGGGCCAAAUGCAGGAACAUCUCCUAGCCCAGCUGCGUUUGUGUAUGCCCCAUCCCUCCAAGACGAACCCAGGUAUCUGCUCAGGGAGGAUAAACUUCCCUGCAGCUGAAGAAGUUCAGCCCGUCCCAGGCUGCAGUGAGGAGUGGUGAUGUAAGCACCUCAGAGGGAUGUAGUCUGCGUUCUCGGUAGGGGAGGCAUCCUUGACCAGCCCAUCACGCUUGCUUACCCCCAGAGGUUCUUCAUGCCCAUUUCCAGAGAUGUUGCAGCACAAAGAGGCCGAACUCCUCCCCAGGCCUUGUCACUCAUACAGCACAGAAAGGCUGUUUGUACACAUUCCUUCAGAACUGGUUGAGAAACUGCUUCAGGGCUCACCAUUUCAGGAAAGAGGUUUCUGGAGAGGAGUUGAAGUCAAUGUUCAUUAUGUAGCUGCUGCUUUGGACUUGUUUCCAUUGAUGAGGUGGGGGUGAGGGGCAGUUAUAUAGUCUGAGGCAAACCUUGCCUUGGUCUGAUUUUGACACAGUUGCCCAGAAGCUGCUCUGCCUUGCUUGAUAAUUGAUCUUAGGAAGCUCUAGGAUGGUCUUUUCUCCAGGCCCCAAGCCCACUGCCAGCAGUGUAACUGUUGGUUUCCUGCCCUGCACAUAGGCCACCUGGUUGGUGCUUCGCCUCAGGCUUGAGAGGCUGUGGAGUGGUACCGCCAUUAUGCACACAGGUCCACACACAGAUCCCUCCCUCUCCCCGCCCUUUGGGAGGAGCUCUUUAUUCCUAGACUAUGACUUGGACCCCUUUGUCAGUGGCCUUUUUCCUCCUGCCCUGACUGCCCCACCUAAGUGUUUGCAGAAGGAAUGUGAAAUGACCGAGAGAGGAGAGGAAGCUCUGAGCAGAGCAGCAUCUGCUCCUUCCUGGUUGUUGCCACCCUCAAUCAGAGGGCGGGCAGAAAAUGGGACCUGGCUUCUGUUUGCCAAAAUGAAUUGUCCGGGAAACAGUGCUCUUUUACCCCUUGUUUUCCUCUUCCCCAGCAUGAAGAUCUGGAAAGGAAAAUAAGGGGUAGCACCAAGAGCUUUUGGAAGCUUAGGGUCCAAGGACACGGGCAGUCCAUCAAGGGGGAAGCCCUCUUUACUAGAGAGAGUCCCUGUGAAAUUAGCCACAUGAUGAAUCCUUCCCCCAGCUGGGGACUGAAUUCUGUAAGAUGGGUCUGCACAUUUCGUGGUGAAGACUUUCUCUAAUGAGGGAUCUGGAGUUACCCAAUGUGUUCUGGAUUUAAGAGGUGGCUUGACUUUCGAAUGUAAAACUGUGCCUUAGCAUCACCCUGUCCAGUCCCCCUGGGGCAGCUGGUGGUGUCCAGGAGAAUGGAUUCCUGCUCCAGAUUUAGAUGCUUUUAUUUGUUUUGAGGUGUUCUGUCUUCUGCUCUGCAAGUUGGGAGGGGGGCCAAAGUCAGUGUCCCAGGAGACUUGUGCCACAGCUCGUUCGCAGUUUACAAACUCCACUUUAAAGCGCUCAAGUAGAAUCUGACCGGCAAACUCCAGCUGCAGCAGAUGGAGCUUCUGGAUGUUCUCUCCCUUGAAUGGGUGUCAGUGUCACUGAAGCAGUGGGGGGGAGGGGUGUGUAGGAGAGGGGCAGCUGUUCUUUCUCUUCCUGGGAUAGGGAGGGUCGAAGCUAAGGGAUGGUGAGCUCGGGGCGUUUUCUCUGCUCCUUCAGCAAGUAGGGCCCCUCUUAAGCAGCCGUGUAUUUCUUACCGCUAAAUUGGUUUUCUUUUUCAUCCAAAAGUCAGAACUCCCCAGAUUUCACACUGUACAAGCCAAAUCUGAAUUCUGAGAUUCUAAAGUAUCUUAAAUCACGAGAGAAAAUCUAGUUCUGACCCCAUCCCCAGUCCGCAGGCCCUCAGUUUCUAUCUCCUUGGAGUCAGCUCUAGCAAGCAAGGUUCACAGGCUAGUUCCUAAUGCACUGACCGGAGCCAUCCCAUUAAGGACGACUUCACUCGCAACCUGACCCUCUGGAUGACUCAUGCCUCACUUAGCAGGAAAAGGCGUUGAUUGCAUUGGAUAUAUUUAUGUGACUGCGGGCAUUUGUGGCUGUAGAGUCUUUGACCAUAAUGCUAUAUGUAAUGGGAACUAUCUUGUAAACUUGAAAAAAAAUAAAGUUUUUAUUUUCUAUA
This is a messenger RNA of Artibeus jamaicensis (Jamaican fruit-eating bat), 5652 nucleotides long. RefSeq names its product EYA transcriptional coactivator and phosphatase 3 (gene EYA3). Gene Ontology annotation, biological process: negative regulation of extrinsic apoptotic signaling pathway in absence of ligand; multicellular organism development; positive regulation of DNA repair. Gene Ontology annotation, molecular function: protein tyrosine phosphatase activity. The record is from RefSeq and is a predicted model, not a curated record. NCBI's taxonomy places the organism in Eukaryota, Metazoa, Chordata, Mammalia, Chiroptera, Phyllostomidae. Gene Ontology annotation, cellular component: nucleus. The transcript is spliced from 20 exons. Bases 389 to 2110 code for a protein of 573 amino acids.